This is a messenger RNA of Schistosoma haematobium, 12361 nucleotides long. RefSeq lists its product as uncharacterized. The record is from RefSeq and is a predicted model, not a curated record. Gene Ontology annotation, molecular function: single-stranded RNA binding; zinc ion binding; double-stranded RNA binding. Gene Ontology annotation, cellular component: precatalytic spliceosome. NCBI's taxonomy places the organism in Eukaryota, Metazoa, Platyhelminthes, Trematoda, Strigeidida, Schistosomatidae. The transcript is spliced from 9 exons. The coding region runs from base 2259 to 4151 and encodes 630 amino acids.
GUUUGUUAUAAGAUUUCUCCCUGAUUACCAAACAGCGCUUUGGGUUUUUUUCAGCGGGUUUGUACUUUCGUUCGCUUGGUUUGUUGAUGUGUUCCUAUGCAAUACAUGACAUUGAAAUUUCUUUAAGUUACAUUUUCAAGGGGUUGGCAAUUUUUCGUGUGAUACUGAUACCUCGGCUACAAAGUGCUAUCUCUAACAGUUAACAUUUGGUAUUACCUUCUUGAUAACCGUUUUAUCCAAACGGUUCCUGUCAUAGUGAGGACAAAUGCGAAUCAUUCAACAGAUUCAUUGUAUAUAACGUUUGCUAAGAUAGCCUUAUCAGUUUCGCCUGGAUCGCCUCAACAUAAUUUCGGGACACAAGACGAAUAAUUCUAGCUACUCUGCUUACAUCCACUUUGAUAUGUCAUCAUUUUAGUCUAUAUAUAAAUAAAUGAUUCAUUUCGCUUGUACCUUUAAGAUAUAUUUUUCUCCCAAAGUCUUGAUUCAGUAAUAACACCCGGUGAGUAAAAUAGUUCAAGAAUUUUCGAUCAUAGAAGACCUAUUGGGGGAGUUGUGGUUUUACGUAUUCUCAAGAUUCCAUAGAGCUCGUAACUCAGACUGCCAGUUGAUGACUUCCGUGAAUAGUUAGUGACUCGGAUCAUUUACUAAAAUGAUUGUAUAAUCAGGCCAAAACUACACUGACGGUUUAUGUCACUUAGUAUCUCCCCAGGCCGAAGUAGUUAGGGCGCCGUUCAAAUAUGUGAGUGAGUAGUUCCAGGCUGCGUUUUAACUGCUAGUCAGUCGUAUUUCAGUCAGUGUCACGUGCUGCUCUAGUCCUCUUGAAUGAAAUAUCACAAGCAUGAGUAACUACUGACCGUUCAUAAAUGACAUUCAUUAACCAUUUUAACCCAUGAAGAAAUCUAAUACAAUUCAAUUUUGGACUACGGCCAUAUGGGACGUGUCAGGAAUGAAAACUUUCCUCGUUUUAAUCCAUACUGAGGUAUUUGGGGAAGUUUUGUCCCUUUAAACUAUGGUCUUUCCUAUUUAAAAAUGUUAUGUGCCUUUCCGUGUCCACCUCGCUAUGUUAAUUUGCUUAGAUUCACUUGAACUGACCCAUCGUUUUGACCAUUCUGUAGAUUGAUUAUGACUGACUUCAAUCAUCUUUCCUAAAGGAUUGUUCACACCAGAUGAGACCACUGUGAGCAAUGCUCAUGUUUGCACAACAAUCUCAAUCAUUCCAACCACCCUGAAACACCUGCUUCAGUGUCUUAAACAUGUUUUUUGGUUGGUGUCUCAGCUGCUGUGCGCCACAUUAUUAACCAGUACUGACACUGGGUCAGUUUAUGACAUGGAGCAAGGAAAUGUGAUAUAACUGUACAGGGCUGACGUUGGUUAGUCACGGUCCUCUGAACGUAGUCUUAAAAAGUAUAUAGCUCAUUUUGUCAGGUACAACUGAAAGUAAAGGCCAGUGGUAAUCGUUCUAGCUUUCUAUCAUACCCAUCUGUUUUCCUUACUGAACAAGAUCUUCCUCAAUUUUUGUUUCUUGAUCAACUCGUCUCUUAAUAAUUACUUUUAUUAUUAUUACUAUUCAAACUUCGCUUCUCCCCAGUGUUGGCAUUUCUACUUUGUAUGGUAUAUUUCUCGUUUCUCCAGCGUACCGAAAUUUUCGUGAUUAACCGUGAGGAUUCUGAUCUCAGUCAUUUUUACCAACCAACUCAUUUGCUAGGUUUUUUUGGUAGCAGUGACAGUAAUAAUACUACUGGAUUGCCCAAACCAAAGUGACAUUCAAAUCUAGGACUAAGUGGUUAAAAGUUGAACUCCUUGAACAUUAUAUAUAUAUAUAUAUAUAUAUAUAUAUAUAUAUAUACCACAAAGUUUACUUGCUGACUAAUUGAACAAGCCAGAACUAACGUGGCAGUCGCUUUGGUUACAGCACUCAGCUUCAGCUGGUGUCCCAGGUCCGGACGCUGCCAUCUAUUUUUUGUUUGGCCUGUUGAGUAGUACCAUUAGUCCUCAUACAAACGGCAUGGUCCAUGUCCGAAUACGAAAGUACGUAUACCAUAAAUGAUUUAUAUUUGACUGGCAGUUUUAUAUAUUAAGCGAAGCAGUUGUACUAAAGCUGCAUACAUUUCACGCUUCCUUAGCAUUGGUGAUAAUUCGUGUUUCAAAUUGAUAGUCUGCUUUUCUCAAUUCUUAGUUUUUAAUAACCGAAAGGCUUUUUUUCGAAUAACAGCAAUUUAUUAUUACGUUUAGUCAUAAAUUUUCUUUUUCAGUCUAUUAUGAAUCAGUUUGGUCAUCAGUAUACUGUCCAACCACCACCUACCUUUUAUACGAGUGAUAUGAAUUCAUUUGGAAAUGCUGUUCAAAGACCUGGACCCAGGCCUUAUAGUUUUGAAGUUCCACCUCAAGAUUUUCAGUCUACACCCCCUCUUCGGAGUGACAGUGGAUAUUCGCUUUGUCCAUCCCAGUAUUACAGCAGACCUGGGAUAAUGCCUUCCACAGACGAAACUUGUGUUAAUUUUUCAGAACAACUACCAAUAACCUCUGAAAUCAAUGAAAAUAGCAACGUAGUCCUUGACUAUCAGAAUCAGUUUAGUUUUCGUGUUCCUCCCGAGAUUCCUAGCUGGAUGACCUUAAAUUCCUCAGCUAGUAACUUCUACACUGAUAUUCAAAAAUACACUUCACAACCUAAUCCAACACCCCAGUCGGUAUAUACUGGGAUUCCAGUUCAUUACAAUAGAACUCCUGAGAACUCUACGUUUCAAAAUCGUGGGCGUGUUAGAACUUCUGGUCCUUUCAAGGGAAAUAGAGGAAGUCUUCGAAAUCGCCCCAACCAAGGUACUCACACCGCUAAUACUGCCGGUACGACGACAACUACAAAAGAACCAUCUAUUUUUUACUGCGAUAUUUGCAAAGUUAGUUGUGCAGGUCCACUAGCCUUCAAAGACCAUGAAUCUGGUCAACGCCACAAAAAAAGAUUGUCCCAGGUUGAAGCGAUUGAAAAAUUAAAACAGGAAGUCUCUACCGAUGGAAGUUCAUCAUUAAUUAUUAACUCAGCUUCACGAGAAUUACGUUGUGAGCUUUGUGAUGUUGGUUGCACCGGUGCCGACUCUUAUACUGCCCAUUUAUCUGGUAGACAGCAUCAACGUACUCUCAAGUUACACAAGGAAUUGGGGAAACCAAUUCCAGAAACUGAUGAUCCCCUUGUACCAGCUAUUGUGGCAGAUAUGAUUGCCACUGCCGCUGACGAUGCUAAACCAGUUGAAGCGGAUGAAAGUAAAACAAAUCCUACGGAAAACACGUUUAUGAAACAUAUUGAUUUAAAACAACUUGCUGGUCCUGAACUACCUGCUGUUGGACAAGAGUAUUUAGAAACUAUUAUUAAUAGCAACAACAAAACUGUUAAAUAUCGUUGCAAGUUAUGUGAUUGUGAAUUUUCAAAUCCAGAUUCUCGUGAAUGUCAUUUACGUGGUCGUCGUCAUCGUCAACAGUACAAAAAGAAAGUCGAUCCAUCGUUUAUUGUCGAUCCAAAUCCAGGAAAUCAACUUCGUCGAAAAGUGAUAGCAGCUAAAGAAAAGAAAACGAGACGUAACGAACCAAAACAAAAUACUAGCAGUUUCCCCAGUUUCAGUACCUUGCGUAAUAGCAGUAUGACAGGAAAUUGUAUGAGUGGGAUCCCAUAUGACCGUUUUCAUGCACAAGUCCCUCGAAUAUACACGACUCAAACUCCUAAUAAAUCUCUAGAAAGCAGGUACAUCAGUUUUAAGCACACAUCUUUGCUACCGACAGCUUGGGAAGUUCAGGCAAUGAUGUUGGCUGUAACGAUUUGUGAGCGCUCCUUGAAAGGCGUUAGUAACGACCUUUUAAAACAGGCGCGUUCAGCAUCAGAUCUUCCUGAUACCACCAUAUGUGCUAAAUCUUGUGAUGAUGAUAAUAAUCUGGAUGAAUUGGAAGAAAAAGUUGGUGAACGUCUGCUUUGUGGUGUUGUUCGUGUUGGUGCAUUGGGAAAAAAUGUACUCUUAAGGGGUGAACAUUCAGCAGAACUAGUUUUAAUAUGUUCUAAAUGGCCUACUAAAGAGUUAACAACUUAUGUAUCAACUAGUAUUACAAAAUUAAUGGAGGUUAGUUUACUUUGCUCUAUUUGUUUUUUUGUUAAAAUAUCACUUUUCUGAUAACUUAUCAUUGAAUAAAUUUUAUUCACUUUAUCAGAUAUCUUACACUUGUCUACUCAAGAACAGUUGUAAUUAAGACCUGUAGUAAUUAACAUUUUGUAAAUAGUCACCGACAACAAUUACCAAACAGUACGAAUUGUUUAAUUUCUCUCUGCACCUACACAAUAUUUGGUAUUAUUUAUCUAAUAUUUUUCCUCGUCUAGAUUUCCAGGGGUUGAACUUCUACCGGGAGGUUCACUUGUUGACUUAGAAUAUGCUGAUGACAUAGUUUUAUUUGGUGAAGACGCUGACAAAAUGCAGAGUCUUAUGACCACUCUAAGCAACAAUGCAAGCAUGUUCGGGAUGCGAUUCUCCCCCUCGAAAUGUAAAAUGUUGCUUCAGGUAAGGAUGGCAAAUCAAUUGAUGACGUAGUGAAACUUCAUCAGUUGAGAUGGCUGGGACAUGUGUUACGUAUGCCCAACGACCGACUGUCUCGACGUGCGGUGUUCAGUGGUAUAGGAGUAGGUUGGAAGAAAGCUAGGGGUGGCCAGACCAAAACAUGGCACAAGUCCAUGAAGUCACUGACAAGUGGACUGAGUCAUGUUGGUAGGUGUAGACUACCUGGUUGGGGACCGCGAGAUGAUAGCAACCGAUGGUUAGAGACCUCGAAUGACAUGGCUGAAAAUCGUUUGCAAUGGCGCAGGUGCAUACACUCUUUGUGUUCUCCCAAAUCCUAAUCUUCUGAAUUCUUCAUGUCCCUUUCCUGUUUCUCUUUCCAAAUUCAUUUCACUGUAUCAUACUCCUUGAAUAAGAUCUUCAAACCCUAAGUUUUCUGAUUACAGCUUAUAGUUUUACUACAUCUAGCACUACGGGAUUUGAAUCGACCACUGCAUCUCUGUGCUAAUGUGGUGUGGCAACUCGAACUGAUGUACGUACGUACGAACUUCUACGUUGUUACUGACUGACUAACUGAUAUUUUUCAGAAGGAAAUGUAUUGUGCACUUGUAACCAAGUUAAUUAUACUUUUAAAAUACAUUAGUCUGGUUAACAGUUAAGUCUGUCUAAAGGAUUCCACUUGGACGAGGAUACCAUCUUUUCCCUAAUUUUAUUAAGGUUUACAGAAAGUUUAUAAUUUAGUAUAAUCGCUUCAUAAAUAUUUAUUUUAUUGCAGUUGGGGUACCAAAAAGUAUUUAUUUUUUAUUAUAUUUUGAGAUCUUGUGUACUGUUCGAGUAGACCGUCCUUUAAAUUUUCAAUUUAAUAAAUCUAGCGCACAAGGUAGUAAAGCAACGUUAAAGGAAAUUGCUUAGUAUCCGAGAACCACAGCGAUUUCAUGCACGAUUGAUUCCCUUGGGUGACAAAUCAUUGCUUUCAAUUAGUUUAGGCUCAGGGUUUUCCAACCCCCAUGUUCCUCUAUCCUAUCUCCCUGGAAAGCAUUUAAUAAGCUAUCAAUACAGGACGGAAUUCAUUUGAAAAAUCAUUACAUUUGAUCAGUUUAUUCUUCGACCUUUUAAUCAAUUUAGCUGUCUUACUGGUUUCUAGUUACACCUGCCCGCCAUCUUUAACGUAACUGACUAUAUCUUUUUAAAGCUCUUUUCAUAAAGUUUUUCGCACACUAAAUACCUUCAUUAAUAAUAUGUGUGACAGUUUUGUCGCUGACAUUUAUCUAAAACUAAUUUUUGGUCUCAAUGACUGACCUUCAACUUAGCUUACCGUCUUAUUGGUUUCGCCUCCUGUAUAUCAUUCGCUAUCCGCUAAAGUCACAUCCUAUCGUCAUUGUAUACGGUCCUCUUCUGCCAAAUCACAUAACUUGUAUUUUUCUAGGACAUAAAAAUAUCAUUCCAUUAUUGUCAUUAUGAAAUAAUUGGAUCUGCGAGAUUAGACUUGUGCAGCAAGUGUGAUCAUUGGUAAAAAUUACUACUUUGUCGUGGAAAAACUCUGCGCUAAUAUUCUCAAAUAUAGUUACUAGACAUUUGGUAAGUAUAAUUUAGCCCGUUCGUUAAAGGUGUAUUAGAUCUAUGUUAGACUACCCAAAUUAUGAUUAGUUUUUUGUAAGUUUUCAAGAAUUUUCCGAAAACCCUAGUCGAUAUAUCCUGCAGGUUCAUUACAUUAGGGUGAACUUCAGAAAUCUCUUUAUUGUGAGAUAUUUUCAAUGAACCUGAAGGUGGUAUCGAUCUUGGGUUGUGAUUGGAAUAUGUUGGCUUGAUUUUUUUCAUACAGUCACUGGAAUCCCGUCUUCAAUAUACUGUCACAGCAGAGCCUACUAUGGGAACAAUUACGGUCGUUGUGUCCUGUCCAGAUCCAUCCUUACUGAAUAAAAGUGACACCUGUGAAGUAAAUUUAAAACCUGCUUGCAAAGAAAACGAAUCUGCGAUAUGGCCUACUAUAACACUGGUAAUCAACUUAACUUCCCCGAUAGUAGUUCAAAAAAAUGAAGCCGCUCCUGAAGAUAAAAAUGGUAAUUAUAUUCUGUCUUUAAAAAUACGUUUUUCACAAUCAUUGUAUGCAAUUUUAUUUUUCUACCUGGCGACCGACAGUUCCUACGUUUAUCAGUCACCUAAGUGGGAAACAUAAGUCAUACAUUUUGCAUCCCUGAAACAUGUUCACAUACUGUUUUAUAGAUAUUUAUGUUGUAAACGAGUGAAAUACAGCGACGAACAAUAAGGCACUAGUUUUAUGUACUCGUAUAUGAUUCAUAUCAACCUCAAUACAUUUCUUAGUAUUAUUAGGAAAUUAUCUCAGAAAAAAGGUUAUCAUAACGACCUGUAAAGCCAAAUUACUAUAAUGAUUCAUUCUGUGCCGGUUCAGCAGAAAUAUACAAGUAUAAAAAUGAGAAUUAUGUUUCACCGUCAUUUCAUUUAACGAUAGUUUGAAAAAUAAACAACAAUAAAAGCAUAUUUCUAGUGUUCUUGUUAAGUCCUUUGAGCUACAAAGUUUGAUUGUGGAACUUUUAUUGUCGUUCUUGACAACGUCAUCAUCAAGCUCACUAUAGAAACUUGUGUUUCGAAUUAUAGGUGAUUGAGUUAUUCUGGAUCUGACUCAGAAAAUAUUACAAAUAUCUCAAUUCCCUCAAAGGCCACUCCUGUAGCUCUUCUAGGGUUAGUGCCGGUUACAAGCCCGUGUAAAGGAAAAAGGUUAGGUAUGGGAUCAGCAAACCCGUCCCAUAUAAAACAAUCUUUCUACAAAACGCUAACCAGAAAAAAUCAUUUAAAUUCCGCCUUAAGAGUUGCAGGAUCUUCUUUCAGAAGAAUUAUGACACCUCUUGUUGAAAGCCGAGAUUCUUCGGAAGUCAUUUAACCGAUGCCCUUUCUAACAACCAGAGCAACAAUUUUCAUAGGUACAUGCAAUGUUCAGACAACGUAGGAGACCGGGGAGAUCAACCUAAUUGCUACGGAAAUAAGAAGAUACAACUUGGGGGUUCUCGUAAUCAGUGGAACACCUUAGACCCAAGCUGGACAACAGAUAACAAAUUCGGAAGAGAUGCUGCUGUACUUCGGUCACGAAGAAGAAAAUUCUCUACACACUCAGGGAGUUAUGAUGCUGUCCAAAGGAGCACGAAAAGCACUUAUAGGAUGAAAAUCUCAUGAAUCCAAGCUCAUCAAAGUAUCCCUUAAAACAAAGGAGGCGAUCAUAAUGAAUAUUGUCCAGUCCAAUACAUUCACCAAUGAUAGCAAUGAAGAAGAUAAAAACCGGUUUUCUGAGGCUGCAGUCGAUAGGAAAAAGUUGCUCAGGAACUAACCAGCCUGAUACAAGAUGCAAAACCCAAAAUCAAAGUGGACAACACUGAGUAUGAAGAUAUCAACAGGCCGGAUUCCGUAAGAAUCGGUCGUGCACAAACCAAAUAGUGACAUUAUGGAUCAUUGUUGAACAAUCGAUUGAAUUUGUGUGUAUCAUUACCAAGGUUUGACUUUAUAAGUUCCAAUAAAUUGAGCAUUGGGAAGAUUUUUAUCAAUAAAAAUAUCAUAUUUGUAAUACCCCAAUCAGAUAUUACGAAUAUAUUAUUCUUAUUAAUAAUCAAUUGAAUGGAAUUCGUCACUGUAUAUCAACUUCCUUGACUAUGAAAAAGGCGUUUGACAGAGUGGAUAGGUGAACCUUAUGGAACAUUCGUCGACACUGAUGUGCCUGAGAAGAUCGUCAAUAUCAUACGGCAUUCAUACGAUGGACUAUGUUGCAAAGUCGCGCAUGGAGGACAGCUGACAGACGCAUUCUGAGUAGGGGCCGGAGUCAGACAAGGCGGCUUACUGUCUCCCUUUCUUCUGGUGGUUGACUGGAUUAUGAAGACCUCUAUGUCUGAGGAAUACAAUGAACAGCUUACAUACAACUAGACGAGUUGGACUUCUCAGAUGACCUGACUUUUCUAUCCCAUACACAUGAGCGAAUGCAGGUCAAGACAACCAGUUUAGCAGAAGCCUCUGCAGCAGUAGACCUCAACAUACACAAGGGAAAAAGCAACAUCCUUAAAUACAACAUGGAGAACACCAACCCAAUCAUACUUCAUGGAAAAGCCCUGGAACAGGUGGAAGAGUUCACGUACCUAGUCAGCACCAUCGAUGAACAAUGAGGAUCGGAUGCAGAUGUAAGGGCGAGGUUUAGCAGAGCAAGGGCGGCAUUUCUACAGUUGAACAACAUACAGAACUCAAAACAACCGUCAACCAAUAUCAAAGUCCGAAUCUUCGAUACGAACGUCAAGAUAGUUCUGCUGUAUUUUUUUUAUUAGAAGCUUUAUUCAACAUUAUAUUUUUGGUACAACAUAGAAUCCUCAGCAUAAAGUAUUUCAACAAGUUUCCUUUUCUUAUACCUCUAUCUAUUGUGACGAUAAAUUUUGAAUGAUGACCGGUUAGAUGUUAGGAGUUCGGCAAUCCACAUUUGAUUAAUGUUCAUUCGUUUCAAUGCAUAUUGCCAGCCACCAUGAUGUCGCUGAUUGUACCUUUUUGUAUCACGUAUAGCGAAAGGUUGUAAACUUUUCAUAAACGCGCCUGAAUAAAUUGUGCGCACAAUAGACAUAAUGAUAUGCUAAAACAAACAACAAAACAGAUAACUUGAUGAGAUAUCUAGAUCGGAGGAACAGGUAGCCCAGAUAUUCAAGCAGGCCGCCUGAGCCAAAACUUCGAGAACUACCACAACAUCAUAAAAAAGGUACAAUUAUUUAUAAACAACUGUCUGCACAAGAUACUGAAUGUCCGUUGACCGGAUACCAAUCAGUAACAGCCUAUUGUGGGAGGAAACAAACCAACUUCCAUCUGAAGAGGGAAUUAUGGAAGAACAAUAGGAGUGGUGGAUAGGACACACAUUGUGGAAAUCAUCAGACUGCAUCACGAGGCAAGCUCUAACUUGUAAUCCUGAUGGGAACCAGGAAAGAGGAAGGUCAAAGAACACUCUGAGACGAGAAUUGUAAGCAGACAUCAAAGGAUGAAUAGCAACUGAAAAUGAUUGCUCGGGACAGAGUUCAAUGGAGAAUGCUGGUGGGUGGACUAUACUCCUCCAUGAAAUGUAACGGACUUAAUAAGUACCAUUGUGAAGUCACGGUACACCAUCAUAUUUUGCCUUCAUCUGGUAUUCACACAGGUGAAUCAUCGUUGCCUGAUUGAAAAACACCACUGACGGAAAUUUCUAAAAUAUAUCAGCGUCUGUUAAACCUUUCCAUCUAAUAUCCUAAAUGUCAUUAGGAAUUGUCACUAAAUGUCUUGUUACUCAGUUUGAACGCUAAACUCUCCUCCAAUGCUUUAAGUGCAUUUAUGGUUUUGACUCUCCUUUUGAUCAUGGAUACAUUUUGUUAGUAGCAAUUCUAGUGACCUUAUGUAGGUUUUUAAAUCUUUUUAUUCAGGAUACUUGUUAACGCCAUACUUGAAACCCAUGUAAAUGAACCAACAGAUAUCAGUAAAUAGUAAAUACGGUUAUAGGAGUUAGUGGUUUAUUGUGCAUAGGGCAAUGUGAAGACAUUCGCUCAUACAGUUGGUCAAUAAAUAUAGAAUUAGUCUUUAAUAAAAUUUGACCUAUUAUAAUUUAAAAAUGAGACAAAACGUGUAAGUGUCCUUUGGAUAUUUACACUGUAUAUAUGUACUCAUCUGGAACUGAUGAUAAGUUUUUCUGUCCCUAAACCCCCAACACAUACAUUUAAAUACAAAAAAUUUUACUAAGUCUUUUCAGCCGAUCACCUCUGUGAUUUUCCUUGUCUUUAUUUUUCACUGUACUGAAUGUGUAUAUUGUUGAUUUAUUCUACUAUUUUAUUCUGUAUGUUGUUCAUGGAGAUUUAUGUUGACUACGUUUGUCGCUUUUAGUCGUUGUGAUUAUAUACAUAGUUCUUAUUCCCUUGUGUAGAAGUCUCACCAGUUGUCCAACGUUUGAUCGUUGAUGGUCAUCCAAUUCCCAAAGAAAAGUGCAUCAAAUCCAUAGAUGCUCUUGAUCAUGCUUCAUGGUUUCAACAUAUUGCGAGCGGAGGUCCGAUACUCUUAAUUAGUCGUAUUUUACGCGACUUUAUCCAAUCUAAUGAAUACUGGAUCGAAUUAAAUGAAUUUGUAAGUUUUCAUUUAGUUCUGCGUUACGCGUAACAGUUCCAUUUUUAUGUAGUUUCCUUUUUAAGAAUGGAUUUACUCGUACAUAUAAAGUCUCUCAGUAUCAUUCUUAACUAUUCCUAAUUUUUCCCAGUAUAACCAGUCAUUUAUACACAUUCAUUUGACCCCAGCUUUCUGUAUUUGCAACUGGACUGAUAUAUCGUAUUAAAUACUGUUUCAUCGAGUGGAUUGCUAAAAAGUAAUAAAGUUCUGUUUAAUGUCUAAAUUCGUUUUAAAGUGUUUGUUCAUUAGUGGACUCUGAAUAUUUUAUUGUCUUUUAUUUUAUUAGGAUGUUGAAGUACACUUAGAUCAUCUCUUAUCUUUAGAGUACAAUAUGGUUAUUCGUUCUGGUUUCACUUCCCUCCCAUCUCAGUAUGGGUCACCGAGAAAUAUGCUUUCUGUACCAAGUGACUUUUUCCAUCCUUGCAAAUUACUACGUAGAUUUUUCGAAUCAAUGGCAAAUGGAUAUUUGUUCUUUGCAAUAAAACAUUCAUCUAAUUCAAAUAACACUGAGGAUUCUCCUAGGGAGAACAAUAUACCUGUGGCGUGUACAAAACCAUUUUAUGUUACAAUUUCUAAUGGAAUAUCAGAUGAAGUUUGUGAAAAAAUAACUGUUUCAGCCCAACAAAUAGUCAGACAAAUUGCUUUUAAUCAAUUAUACAAGGUAAGUGUUCUUAUUCCUGCUCUAGGAUUGUUUUUCUUAUACGUGACUUCAAUGAUUAAAACGAUCAUCUCCUUUCGAAAGCAAUCACCUUAGAACACACAUUUGUUUAUAUCACUGUUAGGUUUUACUAUAGUAUUCCUAUGUUAUACUGUCGCUUUGUAUAUGUAGCUUUUUUGUAUACUUGUCUUAAUUCACCACUGGGAAAAUCCAAUUGUCUUCACCUUUUUUCUUAUAUGACUAGUUCUUAUGCAUUCUACACCAGCAAGUUGUCCUGCGUUUUAAAUUACUUAUCCAAUUUGUUUAGACUUUUAUCUCUAAAGAUCGAUUUCACUCCGCCCUGAAGAUAUAUUAAGCUGUCCAGGCACGUUUUUCUUUGUAACUUUUGUGUUUAAUUGUUAAUAUUAAUAGUAUACUAUUGUCGUCCAACACCAGUCAUCUACCUCCCGUUAUGUUAAGGGAUAAAUAUAGAAAGUGGUAUGUUGUAUUUUGUUAACAGUGAAUUAAAAGGAGACAGUUAAUUAGCUAAGACAAAUUAACCAGGCUUUUAUUUUCGCUAAUCCAGAUGGACCUUGCAUUCCAAUUUUUUACUGUUUAUUUACAACCAAUUCUCUAGGUUCUUGGUAUGGAACCUCUGGAUUUGCCUCACAACUCAGAUUUUGUCCAGUCAGGUGGUAAACAAGAACAAAAUCCUGAUGUUUCACAAGGUCAGGAUACUUCCGAAAUCGAAUGUUCAGCUGAUGAUAAGAAGCAACAAAAUAAUUCAUCUCUUAAUGUCAGUUCUGUAGCAAAUGGCAUGAAAACACAGGAAUUCGCGGCAGAAGCACUAAACGUUGAGUCAGAAUGUACUCCGGCCAAGCGAACUCGCCGCGCUACCGCCAACUCGAAAUCUUCCAUUUAAUUAUCUGCAUUUCAAUAUUACACGUCCAUUUAUUUGGUUCCACUGUCUUGAAGUUCUUUUAUAUCAUCCACAUGUUGUUCAUUCGUUCUUAAUCAAAUAUACAAUUUCCUAGUUAUCGUG